Messenger RNA from Ambispora gerdemannii, 636 nucleotides. The record is from the annotation of a GenBank genome assembly. NCBI's taxonomy places the organism in Eukaryota, Fungi, Glomeromycota, Glomeromycetes, Archaeosporales, Ambisporaceae.
AUGCGUUCAACUCUAUUACUCAUAUUUUUACUAACCGUGCUCAAUGUUCUUGCUCCUAUAACCUUCGCGGAAAAUACACAAAAUGUUGAAGGGCGACUAAUCACAAAUCAUGUAUUAGAUGAUUUAGCAAACUUAGAACCAACGACUCGGGUAAUGCUGCAUGGGGGAAAAGGUUACUCUGCUUUGGUUCGUAAAGACGGCAAAUUUGUAAUAGAUGAUGUCGCGCCGGGAUCAUAUCUACUGGAUGUUUUAUCACGGAAAUAUAUAUAUCCUAAGUUAAGGGUGGAUGUGAGUGGCAUGGGAGUAACACAAUUUCUUACAAUGCCUGGUUUCGAAUGGGGAAGUUUAGGUCCAGCGGUAUCGUAUCCAUUAGAAUUAGCACCAAGAGACACCGCUAAAUACUUUGUGGAACGAGAAGGAUUCAGCAUCGCCAGCAUUUUCGCAAAUCCAUUGUUAAUAAUGAUGGGAGUUAGUGUGCUAAUGCUCUUUGUUAUGCCAAAGAUGAUGGCGAAUUUAGAUCCCGAAGAAUUGGAACAAAUGAAAAAGAAUCAGCCUGCUAUUAAUCCUCUCGAGCAAUUACCUGACAUUUCGAGUACUUUGGCAAACUGGGGGAAAGAUAAAGGGAAUAAAAAAUAA